AUGCCAGAAACGCGAGACGUGUCCAUGGAGCCGUCGUUUGGGUCCAGCUCGGCGGGCACCGAGGAGGCGUCGACGCGGCGCGUCGCCAACCGCAUCAUCCGCGCGCUGCAGCACCACCUCCUGCUGCUGCACCGCGCCGGCGCCGACUUCUUCGUGCUGGGCGCCACGGGCAACGUGUACACGGUGACCCUGGCGACCACGCCGGCGUGCACGUGCCCCGACCCCGGCGCGCCCUGCAAGCACAUCCUCUUCGUGCUGCUCCGCGUCCUCGGCCUGUCCCUCGACGAGGCCUGCGUGUGGAGGCAAUCGCUGCGGCCGUGCCAGGUCGCGCGGCUCGUCGCCGCGCCGACUUACCCGGAGGUGCUCGCCGGCCCUCGCGCCCGGGCGAGGUUCCACCAGCUGUGGUCGGCUCACGCGGCGGCCGCGGCCGCCAAGGCCGCCGACCAGCGCCGGCAGGAGUCCGCCGCGCCGCCGUCGGGGCGCCUCGACGGCGCCGCCUGCCCGGUGUGCCUCGAGGAGAUGGCGCCUCCGGCGGCAGAGGCACAAGGCGGCGCGGCGGCGCCGCUGCUGACGUGCGGCACGUGCCGGAACUCGGUGCACGCCGAGUGCUUCGCGCGGUGGAAGCGCAGCCGCGCGAGGCGGGCGGCGACGUGCGUCGUGUGCCGCGCGAGGUGGCGGAAGCCGAGCCGGGACCGGGAGCAGGACCAGCAGCAGUACCUGAACCUGUCGGCGUACAUGAACGAGGGGAACGACGUGGCGGACAUGCAGGUCGAGGACGGAGCUCCCUGUGGCGGAUAG
Messenger RNA from Triticum turgidum subsp. durum (durum wheat), 798 nucleotides. NCBI's taxonomy places the organism in Eukaryota, Viridiplantae, Streptophyta, Magnoliopsida, Poales, Poaceae. The record is from the annotation of a GenBank genome assembly.